This is a messenger RNA of Paramacrobiotus metropolitanus, 1957 nucleotides long. RefSeq lists its product as uncharacterized. The coding region runs from base 767 to 1384 and encodes 205 amino acids. The record is from RefSeq and is a predicted model, not a curated record. The transcript has 4 exons. Lineage: Eukaryota; Metazoa; Tardigrada; Eutardigrada; Parachela; Macrobiotidae.
CGUGCGGUACGCAAGUUGAAAUCAAUGGUCACCAUGGGCUAUCAUGCAACAAAUCAACCAAAGGACGAUGGGCGCGGCAUAAAGAAAUGAACAGCAUCGCCAAGAAUUGUUGCGAAAGCGCUGGUUUUCCUUGUCAGCUGGAACCGAAUGGACUAUCCAGCACAAACGGGAAAAGACCUGACGGAAUGACGCUGAUACCAGUUCGCUAAGGCAGACCGCUUGUUUGGGAUGUAACAAGCUGGUGUACUGUUGCGGAUUCCCACGUCACCGCAAGCUCGAAGAAAUCCGGAAGUGUGUCCCAACUGGCGGAAAAUUCCAAGCGCCGCACAUAUUCUUUUUUGGAAUACGGUUACCUCUUUUAUCCCCUGGUUAUUGAGACACUGGGAGUUUUUGGCCCUGCCUUCACUGAAAUGCUGCAUUUCAUGGGCCGCAAGAUUCGUGACAUAACGGGCGAAGCGCGUUCUACUGCUUUUCUCAAGCAGCGUUUUAGUUUAGCUGUUGUUAAAGGAAAUGCUACGGCUGUUUUGACUUUGAGUACACUGCCUUUUAAUCCGAGAGAGGAUAAGGAUUUUGGUUGUUUUUUUAAUGUUUAAUUUUUAACUAUCAAGUAGUGUACCAGCGCUUGCAUUUAUUGCUAUUUGGGUGGCUAUUGCCAAUAAAUCAAUAUGGAUUCUAAUUGUGGAUUCAGUGACAGCAGUUCGUGCGAGUACCCCAGAGUCUCUGAAUAUAGUGGACACUGAUAUUUGGGGGUUCAGAACCAUCCAUCAUGGAUACCCGAACCUAUAUUCUGGAACGAAUACCGACUUUACUAUGCUUAUCCAUCGUGGAAAUUGUAUUUGGGAUCCUUUCAGUUAUCGGCGUAAUAACAAAGUUGAUUAGAGCAGAAAGCCAGAUCGAGAACCAACUAGACGACUUCGCCACCGGUUUUCUGAGCGCUGCACUGUUGGUGGCCACCGGUGUCUACGGUGUCGUCACCAUUAGACGCGUCCGACAGGGCAUCGUGGACGCCAAAUCGUUUCGCAUUCUGGGCAUUCUCAACAUCGUCUUAUGCGUUAUCUGGGCAAUUGAGAUGCUAUUUUUUAUCGUGGUGUACAUCCUCACUGAGACGAACCCAUCCCUGGCCAAUGCGGUGGUGGCCUGGCCGAGCACUUAUGACCCGUCCAAUGCCGAACUGCAGAAGGAAGUCGAAGGUCUUAUCAGCCUGGUUACCGGGUUUUUGUAUAUUGUCCUCUUGAUAAUCCUCCUGUUCGUCUUGACGGCAGCCAUGGCCGCCUGGAUCAGUCGCCGUAACGCGGCCAUCAUUAAUGCCGGUGCGCGGGGAGGCUAUCCCACUGCGGCAGCGGGAAACAUGCAGUAUACAGCGGUCAAAACGGAGCACGCUUAGGCGCACAAUCUGGAGCGAACGGUAACCUUUGCAAAGGAUGGAGUCCAGUCCGUCUGCCAUUAACCAAGUGCUUCAAACUAACCUGAAAGUUGCCGACUGGAAACGUUGCUUUUUUCCAAGCAACGCCAGCUCCAGAUGACUGCUACAUUGCGGAUCGUGAGGGUCCAGCAAUUAAUGCCACUGAUUUGGCCCAUCGUGGAUUCUUUGCUUUCGAGGUGAUAAUUUCCCCGCUUUUGCGAGCAUUUCGCUUCUGUAUUAUUGGUUUCAACUCUUUGUUAGUGCUAUAGUAGAAGCAUCAGUCUUCACAGUGAAAGUUGUACCUUGGCGCUUGUAUAGGAGGGAUCGAAAUAUUUUUGUUGUUCCGGAUUAUCAUAUUUUUUUGCCAGCCGAAGACAUACUCUACCAUGUGUCUAUGAUUGUCAAUGUAAAGCCUGUUGUAACGUAUACUUCUAUGCUUCACGAUUUGUUCGCAGUCUCAACUUCGCACAUUUGGUGACCGGAAAAAGUAAGAUGUAAAGGAAGAUCGUUCAGCGUAGUCUGGCUGGACUGUAUGCCCAGCUAACCAGGAAAAAA